Molecule: messenger RNA, 2362 nt
Organism: Suillus clintonianus
Lineage: Eukaryota; Fungi; Basidiomycota; Agaricomycetes; Boletales; Suillaceae
Exons: 8
Coding region: 91-1959 (622 amino acids)
Biological process (GO): endocytosis; actin cortical patch localization; actin cortical patch assembly
Cellular component (GO): actin cortical patch
Molecular function (GO): Arp2/3 complex binding
Source: RefSeq, a predicted model, not a curated record
UCAAGGUCUUCAAAACUGCAAAAACUCUGAUCUGGCAUUCCAGUGCACUUCCUACCCGCUUUUUCUUUCGCCCGUACGGCGGUUAGAAUCAUGCUUGUACAGACAUCCGGAUCAAAAGUCAACAUGCUUGCUGAAGAUGACUUUGGAAUUGUCUAUCUUAUAGAGAAUGCUCAACAGUUUUGGUCAGAGCUUGAUGAUGUCCUUCGAGUUCCCAGCGACGGAUCUGUCACGUUAUCCAUGUUAGACACUGCACUCAGGAGGUUUGUGUCCCUCUGUGCUUCUUACCACGAACAGUUCCUUCAAAGUCCAAUGCAACUGGAACAUGCAUGCAGUCUUCUGCUCGACUCCGAGUUGUUCGCGUUUCACUCUGAACGGAUGUGCGAGUUGGCCAUCGAAGAUGUCGAGUCUAAAACAGAUCCGCACUCACAACUCAUUCUAUACAGCAUACUAUUAUUCUACGGUCGUCGUCAAUCGAACUUUAUUCGCUCCCAUAAGCAUUGGCAACCACUAAUACCUCUUCUCAUGGAUCACGUUUUGGUGGAAAUAAAUCCAGAUACAGAGGACGUCUAUAUUGGGGCACCCUCCAUAUCAAGUGGUUCCGGUUCACGUUCCAGCAUGGUGGUUGGCCACAUACCCAUAGAGGCCAAGCUAAGGAGUCUGGGUGUGAGGCUACUCUAUGAAUUUUGUCGGGUUCAGAAACUGUCCCUACAUGACUUGAGUGUUUUCAACGAUCAGUUUCUCGACAGUUUGUUUGAGCUUGUGGAGCAGACUCGAUUUAUGCCCGAUGAAACUCUGAAUUAUUCCGUAAUCAAAUUGAUCGUCGCAUUGAACGAGCAGUUCAUGGUAGCCUCUUUAAGCAAUAACCAACAGCCUGGAGCCAAGGAGCCCGAGUUGCAUAAUCGAGUGCUUACCGUCCUGAUAUCUCGUCUCGGAUCUAGCAAGACUUUUGGUGAAAACAUGAUAUUCAUGCUCAAUCGUGCUUCGCGAUCUGCUGAAGACCUGUGUAUGCAACUUCUGGUGCUCAAGCUUCUUUACAUUCUUUUCACCAACAAAGCAACAUCAGAAUAUUUUUACACAAACGAUCUCCGUGUCCUUGUGGAUGUUUUCUUACGCGAACUGGUUGACCUUGAUGAGGAGAGUGAAUCUCUUCGACAUACCUAUCUUCGCGUCCUGCAUCCACUACUCACAAAGACGCAAAUGCGAAACGUACCAUAUAAACGUCCGCAAAUUGUUCUUGCCCUCGAAUCUCUGAUUCAAAAUGGCAAUAUCCGAGACAUCAAUCCCACAACGAAACGUUUGGUCGAACGAUGUCUUGGAGGGGAAUGGUGUGUGCAACUACGAAAGACAACGCACGAUAAAGAUGCACUCAAGCGUCAAGGGGAUUUUCGGCACAAUAGCCCAAGUCACGACAUCAUUGCGUCCACGACGCAAGGCACUGUGUCCUCGCGAGCACCAACUUCGCCAGACGUGGAGCAUGACUCCGCUUCCAAGGCGCUGAACUUGAAGCCGAAGGCCCUAAAGCACAGUAGAAGCGUUGAAAGCAUGCACACUCCCACAUCUCCGCGACUACCCUCUCCACGAUCGGUCAAAAACACGUAUAUGCGUUCUAGCACAGACAGCACUACGAGUUUGGCGGCUGCAACCACUACUGCACCCAGACGACGAGAGAAAGCUAGUUCUGUUGAUGAUGUCAAUGUUACACUUCAUCCAGAGAAGGGUGUUCUCGUGCAGCAAACCAGACCGACUUCAUCUAAUUCUUUGAACCUUCCUUCAGUCACAUCUGUCAAUCACAAGGUUCGAAGGCCUGCACCUGCUCCACCUAAGAGAAGAAAACCACCCCCAGUGCCUGUCGGAACGACCAAUGGCGGCGCCACAAUCACAACCAUCGCAACUUCUGCUUCUACUCCAUCCCUUGGUCAAUUAGGGAAGACCAGCAAACUGGCGUACCGCGUAGCAUAGAAACGGACAGUAAGUAUCGAUACUCGUCUGUAUUGGCCUUCCUCUACAUUUUCUUCUACCCACUUCACUAGGAGUUCCGGAACUCUGCUUUACACUGGUUGUUCUAUCAUCACUUUUCUUGUGCAUUAAUCAUUUGCAUCUGGAUCCUCCAUCUCACAGCUAGGACACUCAUCAUUGGAUACAAAUUGUAUAGCUUCCUCACAGCACUUAUUUAACCCCUUCGUUGAUCAUGAUCACGAUCGAUCACGUCCCAGAAUUUAUCUCACUUGAUUGCAUUCUUACAUUCUAUUUCUUGCUCGCAUCCUAAGGCUAAGGGGGGUGUUUGCUCUAAUUUUCUUUCUUCGAAGUUGGCGGUCAUUUGAAUUUGAAUUAAAUCUACAUCACUGACGUAAGCACAAAUUCC